AUGUUGUGGAACCCGUGCGAGUGUUACGAGGAAGAGGUUUGUUUUGAGAAGGGCGAAUCAUGGGGGGGGAGCUUAGAGGCACACGGGGUUGCAGAUCCCCCGAGCGAAGCUGUGCCUAGUGUGGAAGGGAGGCCAAGUAUUGGUGAAGCUAGCCACGCACGCAAUGGGGAGGAUACCCGCUUACGCAGCGGCGGGGAUAACCACUCCCCUUGCCUAAGCGACCAGUUCGCAGAUGUGCCCGAAAUAAACCCAAACAUCGCCAAGUUCCUGGCCAGCAAGGGUAUAAAUCAGAUGACGAAAAUUCAGGCGCAGAGCUUCAAACCCAUUUACGAGGGGAGAGAUAUAAUAGGGCGUUCCGAAACGGGUUCGGGGAAAACCCUAGCCUUCGCGCUACCCUUGGUGGAGAAGUUAUACAAAGUAAAAAUGGGGAGGAGCGGAAAUGGGGUAACUUCCUCCACACCACAUGUAGAUGGAGCGAACCAUUUUGGCGGCACAAACCAACCAGAUGAUAACAAGAACCCGUCCAUCUUGGUACUAGAACCCACGAGGGAACUAUCCAAGCAGGUAGAAAACACAUUCAAAGAAAUAAGCCAAUUCUACAACUUCAACAUUAUGUCGAUAUAUGGAGGAGAAAGUUAUGUGUACCAAGAAGCCAAGUUGAGGAAAGGAAUAGAAAUUUUAACUGGAACCCCUGGUCGGAUAAUCGAUCACUUGGAGAGAAAAAACUUGUCUCUCCAGAAUAUAAAGUACUUGGUGUUAGACGAGGCUGAUGAAAUGCUAAACUUGGGAUUUACCCAUGAUUUAGAGAGAAUAUUAAGUUACAUCAAUUUGAAGGAGGCACAGAUUUUGCUGUACUCCGCAACAACUCCGUCAUGGAUUAAAGACAUCUCUUCCAAGUAUAUGAAGAACCCCUUCUUCAUCGAUGUGGUUGAUUCUUCCAACAAGACGUCCAAAAAUAUUAAGCACAUUGCGAUAAAGACGCCUUACGACAUAAAGGAAAAGGCCCUACUGUUGGAGGACAUCAUACUGGUUAAGUCGAACGGAGGUCAGGUGAUCAUCUUCACGCGAACCAAGUUAGAAGCGGAUAUUUUAUGCUCUGAGGGGUCCUUCAAAUCUCUGUCUUUUGCCGUUCUUCAUGGGAACAUCGCCCAGACGACUAGGGAACACACCAUGCAACGGUUUCGCCAGGGAAUGGUUCAAAUUCUGAUAGCCACUGAUAUUGCCGCUAGGGGGUUAGACAUAAGUAACGUCGAUUUAGUCAUUCAGUGCUUUCCUCCUAAUUAUGCAGAAAUUUAUAUUCACCGAGCUGGAAGAACGGGAAGAGCAAACAAGAAAGGUGUUUCCGUUGUGUUGUUCUCAACGGAAGAUAAACAAGACUUAAUAAAAAUCGAAAAAAAUUGUGGAAUAAAAUUUUCCAUAGAACAAUUGCCAAACAAUGAAGAUGUCUUCACAUCUGCAUCUACCAUGGCGUCAAAAAAGAUUCAAAAUGUGAAUCCAUCCGUAUUGCCAUUUUUUCACAAAACUGCUAGCGAAUUGAUAGAAAAAUGUACUCAAUCGCAGAUGGACCAGACAGAAUUAGUGGCCAGAUGUUUGGCCAUCAUUUCGAAGAAGGAACACAUUAAGAAGAGAUCCCUCAUUAAUGGCCUGUCGGAAACACUCACCCUAAGCUUUAUCAACAAAAGUAGAAAGUGGAAAAACGAAGACGACAUUAUCUACUGGGUCAAUAAAAUAUCCAACGAUUUAAAUGUAAAUACGUUUAACAAAAUUUUACAAAUAAAAAUUGAUACAAAGGAUAGAUUUUCUUCCUACUUUGAUCUGAAUGAAAAUAUAGCUGAACUGUUCAUACAAAACUUUAACAAUAUGUCCAAGGUGGACCACAGGAACAUGUUUGACUUAACUGUGGCUCGGAGCAUCCCCGAACAUGUUGACCUAACUUCCGACUUCCACUCCUCAAGCAGGUACCACCCGAAGAAGCGCUAUUCCUACAGGAGGAGACCUUCCUACUACUGA
Plasmodium coatneyi is the source of this 2010-nucleotide messenger RNA. Its product is annotated as ATP-dependent helicase. Lineage: Eukaryota; Apicomplexa; Aconoidasida; Haemosporida; Plasmodiidae. The coding region runs from base 1 to 2010 and encodes 669 amino acids. The record is from RefSeq and is a predicted model, not a curated record. Gene Ontology annotation, molecular function: ATP binding; RNA binding; helicase activity. The transcript is spliced from 2 exons.